Molecule: messenger RNA, 2543 nt
Organism: Triticum aestivum (bread wheat)
Lineage: Eukaryota; Viridiplantae; Streptophyta; Magnoliopsida; Poales; Poaceae
Product: CTP synthase
Exons: 19
Coding region: 207-2123 (638 amino acids)
Biological process (GO): pyrimidine nucleobase biosynthetic process; CTP biosynthetic process
Molecular function (GO): CTP synthase activity; identical protein binding
Source: RefSeq, a predicted model, not a curated record
GCUACUCCCACUCCGUUCCGUUCCAUUCUCCAGCCUUAAACCUUUCGACUCUCCACCGCCCCAGCCCCUAGAGCAGAGCGAGGACUCGAGCACUAGCCCGUCUGCUCCUCCUCGUCCUUACCUCCUCUGGUUCAACCGCGGUUGGUUACGCAGAGCCAGCCAAGAACCGUAUACACCGGGGGAGCAAGUCGGGGGUCGGGACGGCGAUGAAGUACGUGGUGGUGACCGGCGGCGUGGUGAGCGGGCUGGGCAAGGGCGUCACCGCCAGCAGCAUCGGCGCCGUGCUCAAGGCCUGCGGCCUCCGCGUCACCACCAUCAAGAUCGAUCCAUACCUCAACACCGACGCUGGCACAAUGUCUCCGAUCGAGCACGGCGAGGUCUACGUUUUGGAAGACGGUGGAGAGGUGGACUUGGACCUUGGGAACUAUGAACGUUUUCUGGACAUCAAAUUGACCCGUGACCACAAUAUAACCACAGGAAAGGUCUAUCAGGCUGUCAUUGACAAAGAAAGGAGAGGAGACUACUUGGGGAAAACCGUCCAGGUUGUGCCACAUAUCACAGAUGAAAUUCAGGAUUGGAUCGAACGCGUGGCGAUAAAGCCGGUCGACGGUAAAGAAGGGCCUCCUGAUGUUUGUGUAAUAGAGCUCGGUGGCACUAUAGGGGAUAUUGAAUCAAUGCCUUUUAUUGAAGCAUUAGGUCAAUUUUCAUACCGUGUCGGGCCUGGAAACUUCUGCCUGGUCCACGUCAGCCUUGUUCCGGUACUAAAUGUAGUUGGUGAACAGAAAACUAAGCCUACCCAACAUAGUGUUCGUGGCCUAAGGGGACUUGGGUUGGCACCUGACAUUUUGGCAUGCCGCAGUACCGAGCCACUGGAGGAACAUGUGACAACCAAGCUCUCACAAUUCUGCAAUGUGCCAAUCCCAAAUAUUGUGAACCUCCAUGACGUUACAAACAUUUGGCAUAUCCCCUUGUUGCUAAGGGACCAGAAGGCACAUGAAGCCAUUCUGAAAGUUUUAGAUCUUCAGCUUGUUGGCAAAGUACAUCGAGAACCUAAGUUGUCUGAAUGGACCGAAAGAGCCAGCAAGUUUGACAAACUGAAAACUCCGGUUAAGAUCGCCAUGGUUGGAAAAUAUACCGGCCUGUCGGAUUCUUAUCUAUCUGUUUUAAAGGCUCUCUUGCACGCAUCAGUUGCUAUGGAAAGGAAACUUGUACUGGAGUGGGUUCCUUCCUGUGAUCUUGAAGAUUCUGCAGCCAAAGAGACCCCUGAAGCCCAUCAGAAAGCAUGGAGACUACUGAAGGGUGCGGACGGUGUGCUUGUUCCUGGAGGCUUCGGAGAUAGAGGAGUUGAGGGCAAAAUUCUCGCUGCGACAUAUGCACGGGAGAAGAAUGUUCCUUAUCUUGGCAUUUGCUUGGGUAUGCAAGUCGCUGUGAUCGAGUUUGCCCGUUCGGUUAUGAAACUAGAUGGCGCAAAUAGCACAGAGUUUGACCCGGCCACAGCAUCACCCUGUGUCAUCUUCAUGCCAGAGGGCUCCAAAACCCAAAUGGGGGCGACGAUGCGCCUUGGAUCAAGGAGGACGCAUUUCCUAGCCAAUAACUGCAAAUCCGCAAAGCUGUAUGGCAAUGCUACCUCCAUCGAUGAAAGACAUCGACAUAGAUAUGAGGUGAACCCUGAAAUGGUUCCAUUGCUUGAGAAGGCGGGUCUUUCAUUUGUUGGCAAGGAUGAAAGUGGAAGACGCAUGGAGGUAUAUAUACUUGUUAAAACAGUUGCUUUGAUCUUCAAUAUGCGCUUAAGAAUAAACUUCAUCUACUGGAUGCAGAUCAUUGAGCUGCCGAAUCAUGUGUUCUUCAUCGGUGCACAAUUCCAUCCUGAAUUCAAGUCAAGACCAGGAAAGCCAUCUCCGCUUUUCUUAGGGUUAAUAGCGGCAGCAUCCGGACAACUAGACCUGCUGCUCAAGCGCAGCUGCGGCGUCAUCAGUUCGAAACCGACACCACCCAGAUAUAGCACCAACGGCACCGGCACUGCGGUCCUGGCCAUAAAACCUUACCUCAACGGGCACGCGAAGAAGGCACUCACCAGUUUGGUGAACGGAUGCUACGCGAAUGGCAACGGCAUCCACAUCUAACUGAGCAGCCACGGCGUCACACAACAUUCGUUUCUGCUGCUUUGCUCGUAUCCUCUCGUCUCUUUUUUCCGGGAUUUCUUUGGUUUUGGAUUUGGAACUGCUCAAAUGAGGAGGCGAAGGGGUGUUUUAAGUGUUUUGCAUGCCCCCCCUCCACGAAAAUCUCCUCUCACUUGGAGCAACUCCAUUGAGGAUCUGGAGCUGCCAGAGGAAGUGUUUGGCUAGCCUAAAAGGUUAGCAAAAAAAAAAAGCUCCGGCCGUCAACACGCGUUUCUGAUAUUUUUACGAGGAACGUCCUCCAGUCAUGUUGAAGCAAAGGCUGUUUCCCCUAGGGUCUAGUGUGGUGUAUUCCUUUUGUUUUCCCAAAACUGUUUUGUAUCUUCAGUGGACCGAAUGAAUGGAAACCAGAUUUACUUGGUCUAA